Molecule: messenger RNA, 480 nt
Organism: Acanthoscelides obtectus
Lineage: Eukaryota; Metazoa; Arthropoda; Insecta; Coleoptera; Chrysomelidae
Source: the annotation of a GenBank genome assembly
AUGUGCCUUUUAUGCAACAAAGUUUUGGGCAAUGACGCUAUAAAACCAUCUAAACUGCAAGAUCAUCUGAGAAGAUGCCACCCUGAUAAAACAGAGAAAGAUUUGAAAUACUUUCAAACACUCAAAGAUAAAUUUCAGAAGAGACCUACACUGGACAGAAUGUUCGCUUCGACGUCACAAAGAAAUGAUGAUGGUUUGCGGGCGUCAUACAAUAUCUCGUUACUUAUAGCAAAAUCCGGAAAACCGCAUACUAUCGGAGAGAAGUUAAUUUUGCCAGCCGUUGAAGAGGUUUUAAAAACUGUUUUACACAAACCUGCAUCUGAUAUCAUUAAAAGAAUUCCCUUAAUCAACAAUACUGUUGAAAGACGUAUUGAUGAAAUGAGUUCUGAUAUUGAAAGCUUCUUAUGUAAUUAUUUGCAAACGACCCAUUUCUCUAUACACCUGGACGAGUCAACUUUCCCUGAUAAUGCAGCAUUAUGA